UCUAUUAUGUGAUUUAACUUAUGUGUGUCGUCUCUUCUAGUGAUUGUAUCUAUGGAGUUUUGAAUAUUGAAAAUGGCUGAAAGUGGUAAAGUUAAUGGUGAAGUAAUGGAUUCUGCACAACCAAAUGGACAACUUGUGACAACAAAUGAGAAUGAUAAUGAAUCGGAAGUUGAUGUUGCCGCGCGGAUAAAUCAAGAAAGGGAGAAAUAUCAGCCAACCAAAUUGGAAUCAUUCCUAGCAAUCACUAAAACGUUGAUUGUGCGAGGACUUAUAAUAUAUUUCAUCACAUCAUUUUUUAGGCAGCCAGCAUCAGUUCCUAAUUCCAGCAGCCGUUCAGACGUGUCUGGGACUGCCCCUCGGAUACCAGCAACCAAUAUAUUUGAAAAUGGAACAGUCAUGGACAUGUAUGUGUACGUGUCAGAGUCGGAGUAUCUCGCGAACUUCGACGAUCCCUCCUCGUUGCUGUGGCUGGAGACGGGGCUGGUGUACGGGGACUGGACCGGCGGGCCCAGUGGCGACGGCACCCGCACCAAAACCACGUCGGUACCACCGCAGUUGGUGGAAGUGCUGAAGAGCAACGGCUCGGUGUAUCUGCACACGUUCGUGACGCGGGACGGCCAGUCCCCGGACCAGCGGGCGGGGAAGGGGUACGCGGGCAAGUACGGCAUGGCGCACAACACCAGGAAGCUGAACAAGUACAAGAGGCUGCGGUACACCAAGACCCACAACCUGCUGACGGGAGAGACCGCCGCCUCUGCCGAGGAGAUCAAGAAAGCAGAGACAAUGAAGGAAGAGAUCGUUUCCCACUGGCACCCUAACCUCACGAUUAACUUGGUGACGGACCAGACAGCUUGGGUCCAGGGUUCGGUGCCACCUCCUCUGGACGAGUAUAUACAGUUCCUCCCAAAAGGAAACAAGUACAAGCCUGUGAUAUUCUACAAUGAUUUCUGGAACUUGUUGAAAGACUACAGGCCUAUCAACAAGACAACAGAGAGGCUGGAGUUGUCGCUGACCUUCCAGCCGCUGUCGCUGUUCAAGUGGCAGGUGUACUCGGCCCAGGAGAUGCGCAAGUCGUGGACCAGCAACAUGCUGGGCGGGGGGCUGGCGGAGGAGUCGGACGAGGACCAGGACACCCUGAAGGAGGCGCUCCUCGAGACGUCCCCCUACCUGCUGGCGCUCACCGUCGCCGUCUCCAUCCUGCACAAUGUCUUUGAGCUGCUCGCCUUCAAGAACGACAUCCAGUUCUGGAACAAUCGUAAGUCCCUGGAGGGGUUGUCCGUGCGGUCAGUUUUCUUCAACGUGUUCCAAGCUGCCGUGGUGUUCCUGUACGUGCUCGACAGUGGGGCCAAUUUCAUGGUCACCAUCAGCUGUUUCAUUGGGUUGUGCAUCGAGGUGUGGAAAGUGCACAAGGUGAUGGACGUGAAGACGAACUACGAGAACCGCCUGUUCGGGAUUCUGCCGCGGGUGACCUUCUCUGAGAAGGGCUCCUAUGUGGAGUCGAGCACGAAGCAGUACGACAUCAUGGCGUUCCGGUACCUCUCGUGGGCCCUGUACCCGCUGGUGGGGGGCUACGCCGUCUACUCUCUCCUGUACCAGGAGCACCGCGGCUGGUACAGCUUCACCCUCAACAUGCUGUAUGGCUUCCUUCUCACCUUCGGGUUCAUCAUGAUGACACCUCAGCUGUUCAUCAACUACAAGAUGAAGUCUGUCGCUCAUCUGCCAUGGCGGAUGCUCACUUACAAAUUUCUCAAUACCAUCAUUGAUGACAUAUUUGCUUUUGUCAUCAAGAUGCCUACCUUGUACCGGAUAGGCUGCUUCCGAGAUGACAUUGUGUUCUGCAUCUUUGUGUACCAACGCUGGAUGUACAAGACGGAUCCAACACGGGUUAAUGAGUUUGGUUUCUCUGCGGAGAUGGAGCAGGAAGCUGCCAUCAAGUCGCAGGAGCAACAGAAAGAAAACGGCACAAGCAAAGCUCUCGCCAAAAAGAACAUGUAAAAUACGUAUGGUUAACGUUGACAGUAGAAACAACGGUAAUAAACACGAAAAUUAUAUUUUUUAGUGUAAGUAACCUCUAGUCAUAUGUUACUUCUUUGUUCUUAGAAAAAAAUUUCGUUAUACUCUAUGGUUUUUUUAUGGUGAUUUUGUUGUUUUUAGCUUAAAAAAAUAAAUUCCAUUGGUGUGCCCCGUUCGCUGAAGAUUAUGCGCUGUGAAUGUUGAAGAUCUGUAUCAUACCAUGUCUAUAUCUGUUGAGUCAAUGCAGUAUUAUGAAUGUAUAAAUACAAUGUAUAUUGUGCAUAUUUUAAAAUAGAAGAGUGAAUGGGUGUAUGCAUCCAUUAUUGUUAAAACUA
Messenger RNA from Bacillus rossius redtenbacheri, 2348 nucleotides. Its product is annotated as putative lipid scramblase CLPTM1. Bases 73 to 1995 code for a protein of 640 amino acids. The record is from RefSeq and is a predicted model, not a curated record. NCBI's taxonomy places the organism in Eukaryota, Metazoa, Arthropoda, Insecta, Phasmatodea, Bacillidae. The transcript has 11 exons. Gene Ontology annotation, cellular component: membrane; endomembrane system.